Molecule: messenger RNA, 5442 nt
Organism: Oncorhynchus tshawytscha (Chinook salmon)
Lineage: Eukaryota; Metazoa; Chordata; Actinopteri; Salmoniformes; Salmonidae
Product: zinc finger protein 335
Exons: 30
Coding region: 1-4917 (1638 amino acids)
Biological process (GO): positive regulation of neurogenesis; regulation of gene expression; brain development
Cellular component (GO): nucleus
Molecular function (GO): RNA polymerase II cis-regulatory region sequence-specific DNA binding
Source: RefSeq, a predicted model, not a curated record
AUGGAAGGGGAGAUAGAGGUGGAGAGCAGCAGUGAUGUGGGUCCGUCGGGGUCCGGAAUGGAGGAGCCGUCGGAGAGCGGUAUGGGCAUGGAGUCCUCAGAGGCCAUGUCGGCAGACAGCAGUGAUGCAGCAUCCCGCCAUCACAGCCAGCACCACCACAGCAUUGCCCCAGAGUCAGACUGCCACGUGGGACAGAGCUCAGAGGGGGUCCUGGUGUUCCUACCAGAGACUAGUUCCAGUACGGAUGUCACCCACCACAGGGCCACCGUCCACCUCCCAGACUCCUCCUCUGUGGCCCAGUCCACCAGCGUCUCCACUGUAACACAGUCCAUCCUGGUGUCUGGGUCAGCCCAGGUGAUGGUUCACUCCAGCGCGGCGGUGUCUGACUCGACAGCCUCCACCUCCUCAGAUCUGGGAUCAGCCAUAGACAAGAUCAUAGAGUCUACCAUCGGACCCGACAUCAUGAAUGGUUGUAUAGCAGUGACCAGUGCAGAGGACGGAGCUGCAGAGACCAGUGAGGCCCACACGUCAUCCUCGGCCCUGUCCAGCCAUCACCGCAUCACCAUCGAGGCUCUGGGAGAGGGUCCUACCUCCACCUGCCACGACCAGGGAGACAUGCAGGAUAACCUGGACCCUGACCAGCCAGACCAGCCCUCUGGCAGCCAUUACCCAGACCAUGAGGACCAGGAGAACCAGCCCCAGCACUCCCACGCAUCUCAGUAUAUGGACUGUAGCGGUGGAGAUGCAGACGGACCUGACCAGACUGGAGAGUCGUCCUCCUCGUAUGUAGACGACGAGGAAUCUGACCAGACUAGGAUCUCGUCCCGGUCUCUGUCCCGCUUCCCGGAGUACGGUGUAGUCGACAACGCUGACCAGGACCUGCGGGGGUACGUGGAGGGUAGCGGAGCCGCCGACUCCAACCCCUCAUCCCCCGGCGUUCGACGACGCCACACUCACUAUGUUGUGGACUGCAGUGCGGGGACGGAGGUGUACCUGGAGUGUGAAGAGGAUUUGAGGCCGCAGCACUCUCAGAGCUACAUCGACAGCAGCAGCAGAGCUAACCACUCCCAGGGUCACCGAACCCUGCCUAACCACUCCCAGGGUCACCGAACCCUGCCUAACCACUCCCAGGGUCACCGAACCCUGCCUAACCACUCCCAGGGUCACCGAACCCUGACUAACCACUCCCAGGGUCACCGAACCCUACAGCAGUAUGUGGAGUUUGUUGCUGCAGAUUCAGAGCAGCCCGGUUAUUCCAACUACCAGGAUCAGGAAGGGCAAAGGGAGGACCCAAACAAGAGCCCAAACCAGAACCAGGACCCAGACCAGCCACAGCACUCUGACCAGCAGCAGCCCCAGCACUCCCACUACAUGGAGACCACCAGCAGCAGCACUGGCCCAGAGGCCUCCCCGGGGUGGUACACUGGAAUAGGGGAGGGAGGCGAGGGCUCCUCCACAGACCACCACCACCCCCAGGCAGACACUGUGGGAUCAGUCCACCACCACCCCCAGGCAGACACCGCAGGCUCAGCAGAGGCUAUGGAGUGCACAGAGAGCCAGCCUGGCCCUUACAUCAGCAGCAGUUGGACCUCCUCCUCCCGCCUGGAGCCUGAGGGGAGAGGAGGGUGGCGUGGUGGGGGGUCUAGAACUUCAGCUGUGGAGGGGGGCGGGGCUGGAAGAGGACCAGGGGUCACCAUCCCCCACACCAUGGCUGAACUGGAGGAGAUGAUGGAGGUGGUGAUCGUUCAGCAGUUCAAAUGCAAGAUGUGUCCCUACAAAAGCGUCUUCAAAGACACCCUCAUCAACCACAUGAGAGACCGGCACUUCAAACCCACAGGUGGCCCCCCUCCUAAGAAGCGUGGUCGGCCCAGGCGUAGUGAUACGUUGGCCCGUCAGCAGGCUGAGGUGAAACCAGAGCCACAGCCUGAGGAGCCAGAGGACGAAGACAUCGUAGACGCUGGGGCCAUCCAUGACUCUGAAGAGGACAGUGACUAUAACCCAGCAGAUGUGGAUUGUAGGGACAGACAGCCUCCCCUGCUGAGACAACCUGCCCCUCCUCCCUGCUCCUCCACAGACCGCCCCCGACGCAGGGUGGGUCGCCCCAGGAAGUUCACCUACACAGAGGACAGCUACAACUGCAAGGAAGCUGAGGGUGCAUUCAAGCAGCGUAUCGAGAGUGUGGACCCUCAAGGCUCCGAGGAAGCCAGUUCCUCAGGCCUGGGAAACGGACCAGAUUCCUUGGCCAAUGGAAAAGCAGUGGAAGCCGGCAUCAGCCAGUCAGACUCUGAGAACAAAGACCCGUCACCCAAUGGGAGGCCGGAGGAGGCAGAGUUUUUCCCUAGGAAACGAGGUCGACCCUCCAAGAGGUUUCUCCGCAAGAAAUGCAAGAAGUACAUGAAAUAUUACACGUCUCUGAAGCCCCUCCUGAGGCCUCACAACUGUUGGAUUUGUGGCUCUCGCUUCCUGUCCCAGGAUGACUUGAGGUUCCAUGUAGACUCUCACCAAGGAAACGACCCAGAGUGCUUCAAGUGCCUGCAGUGUAACUACCGUUGCAAACGCUGGUCCUCGCUCAAGGAACACAUGUUUAACCACCAGGGGAACAAGCCCUUUAAGUGUGAGGAGUGUGACUACAGCAGUGUGUAUAAGAAGGACGUCAUUAGACACUCUGCAAUACACAACAAGGACAAGAAAACAAAGUCCGAGUCUCAGGUAUCUAAGGUGUUGUCGUUCCCGUGUCCAGUGUGCCAUAGAGUCUACCCCAUGCAGAAGAGACUCACUCAGCACAUGAAGACACACAGUGCUGAGAAACCACACAUGUGUGACAAGUGUGGGAAGUCCUUCAAGAAGAGAUAUACGUUCAAGAUGCAUCUCCUCACACACAUCCAGAGUGUUGACAACAGCAGGUUCAAGUGUGAGUUCUGUGACUAUGACUGUGAGAACAAGAAGCUCCUGCUCAACCACCAGCUGUCCCACGCCAACGACCGGCCCUUUAAAUGUGACUACUGUAAAUACUCAACCUCUAAAGAGGACUUCCUGGUCUCUCACCUGGCCAUCAAACACACAGGAGAAAAGCCGUUCUCCUGUGAGAUGUGCCACUUCAUGACGAAGCACCGUAAGAACCUGGGUCUGCACGUCCAGUGUCGCCACCCGGAGGCGUUUGAGGAGUGGAGCGCUACGCACCCUGAGGAGCCCGUCAGGCGGAGGAGGAGACCCUUCUUCACCCAGAAACAGAUAGAGGAACUCAAACAGCAACACGACGACACAGCGGGCCUACAGAACACUAUAGUAGCAGUGGAUUCUGACACACUACAAGCCAUGCAGACAAUGCAGAACGCCUCAGUCUCCCAAGAUGCAAUGGGAAACACCACCAUCACUUACGAACAGGCCGGGAAUUCGGACCUGUCAGCCCAGAAUGCUCUGGAUCUGCUGUUGAAUAUGAGCAACGCCAGACAGUUGGUGGAAAACUCACUACAGGUACAGAUGUUGAAAUCAUCGGACUCCGAGGUUCUAAAAGCGGGCUCCUGGACAGCGGUUACCUCGGCGACCGGGGGAGCCCAAAAGGUUGUGACGUUCCACAUGUCUGAGAAUGGGGAGACCCUGGUGCAAGAGGUCCAGGAGGUCUAUGAGGCUGGGACCAAUGAGAAUGGAGAGAUUACUCAGAUAGCCAUCCAGGCCUAUGAGGGGGCAGAGGGCUUCAGUGUGGUGGAACAGAUGGAACAAAGCACUGGCCCUGGAUACAGUAGUGACGUGGGCAGUCCCCAGCCCAUGGAGGAAGAGCAGGAGGGAACAAAAACACUCAAAGAGAACAGAGACACCCAGUACUACCUGACCUCUGGUGUGGGGGAUGGAGUUCUACAGCAGGUAGAGCUAAGCAGUGAGGUCCCUGGUUCCCCCUCCAUGGUGGCAUCCCCCCAGGACCAGAACCAGCUCAACCCAAAGAGGUUCUCCUGUCGUAUCUGCUUAGAGUCGUUCCAGGGCCGCAGUGACAUGGAGAACCACAAGAGGGCCCAUAUUGACCCCUCCACCUUCAAGUGUCCUGACUGUGACUUCACUGCCUCCUCCUGGCCAGACGUCAAGACCCACAUGGGCAUGCAUACCUAUCUGCGGCCUCACAAGUGCCCCAGCUGCAGCUUUGCCUCGAAAAACAGGAAGGACCUGAGGAGACACAUGAUGACGCAUACCAACGAGAAGCCCUUCACCUGCAAGAUCUGUGGACAGAGGUUUAAUCGUAACGGCCACCUCAAGUUCCAUUUGGAGCGACUCCACAGCCAGGACCCUCCGACAAAGAAGAUCCAAUCUGGAGGAGGCUCCCAGCAGCAGGCCUUUAUAGUCAGCAAUGACGAGGAGGCUCUCGCCAUGCUACAGUCCCUGCAGGCAGGACAAACCAUCAGUCCGGAGCAGCUACAGAAGGCCCUGGGUCAGGACCACAUUAUAGUGUCCCAGGAACAGGGCCUGGAAGACGAGGAGGAGGCCACGUACAUCCAGCAGAUCACCACAGCGGACGGACAGACGUUACAGUACAUAACAGGAGACAACCAGGUCCAGUAUGUCAUCUCUCAGGAUGGAGUCCAACACUUCCUACCCCAGGAGUACGUGGUGCUAGCAGACGGGAACCACAUCCAGAUGUCAGAUGGACAGAUCAUCCAAUAUGAGAAUGAUGGGGCCUUCCUACAGGAGCAACAGAUUUCCCUGAGUCAUGACAGCCAGAUCCAUUAUCUUCCCGUCAGUUCAGAACAACAGAUAGUCAGACCUGAAGACUUGGAGGUUGCUGAACACUCUGCUGUCACCGUCAUAGCAGAUGCCGCCAUGCAGCAGACACAGACCGUCUACACUGAGGCCACACAAGAACAGCUGGAGCUGCUACAACAGCAGGGCAUCCAGUAUGAUGUCGUCACCUUCACCGACGAGCAGAGAUGACAUCUUCACCUUCAGACACUGAUGUUGGAUGUGAUGUCACUGCUUUAAAGGACAGAGAGAUGGGCCUGCAGUGCAGGACCCAGUGUGAUAGAACCAUAUGAGCUGACAGUGGGGCCAGUGACAUGCAUUGUUUUUUUUAUUUGAUUGAUUUAACCUUUAACUAGGCAAGUCAGUUAAGAACAAAUUCUUAUUUACGAUGUUGACCUAGGAACAGUGGGUUAACUGCUUUUUUUUACCCCUUAUCAGCCUUUGGAUUCGAUCCAGCAACCUUUCGGGUUACUGGCCCAACGCUCUAACAACUAGGCUACCUGCUGCCCCCCCCUAGUAGCCAUCGUUUAGGAAGCAAGGCUCUGCACCCAAGCUACAAAUCAUCUUGUAUCCCAAACAACUACAUUACAUGAUCAGGAUUAGCAAUUCUGGGCAGUGCCUUGCUCAACUGAUCCCCCCCAAACACGGUGCUCUACUCUGAUGUCUGUGAUACUUUUGUGUAUAUAUAUAGUGUAUGUGGCCACCCCUUCGAAUUAG